UUGCGGCUCCCACGGCGCAUGCCCAGUCACCCGGUCUGGCGGGGCCGGGGACGAUGCUGAGGCGGUCGCAGUCGCGGCCCAGACAGGCGCUCAAGGGGAGGCGAGCUCAGCGCUAGGCCGGGCCCGGCGCCGCGGAGCUCCCCGCCGCUGUGGAGCUGAGGAGGCCAAAGGAAGCAGCGGCAAGAGGUGCCCCAGCGCCGCUGCCGCCAUGCCGGGUCCCCCCACGGCAGGAGCGCCCCCCGGGCUGGACCCGGAGGAGCGCUACGACUUCCUCUUCAAGCUGGUGCUGAUCGGCGACGCCAGCGUGGGCAAGACGUGCCUGGUGCAGCGCUUCAAGACUGGGGCCUUCGCCGAGAGGCAGGGCAGCACCAUCGGCGUGGACUUCACCAUGAAGAGCCUGGAGAUCCAGGGCAAGCGGGUCAAGUUGCAGAUCUGGGACACAGCUGGUCAAGAACGGUUUCGGACCAUCACCCAGAGUUACUAUCGAAGUGCCAAUGGAGCUAUUCUAGCCUAUGACAUCAGCAAGAGAGGCUCUUUCCAGUCUAUUCCUCGCUGGAUCGAGGAUGUGAGAAAGUAUGCAGGUUCCAACAUAGUACAGUUGCUGAUUGGAAACAAGUCUGACCUAAGUGACCGUCGGGAGGUUCAGCUAGAGGAAGCUCAGAGUCUGGCUGAGCACUAUGACAUCACCUGUGCCAUAGAGACUUCUGCAAAGGACUCCAGCAACGUGGAGGAGGCUUUUGUAAAGAUGGCAACAGAGUUAAUGAUGAGGCAUGGAGGCCCCAUGUUCAGUGAGCAAAACACAGACAGCAUCAAACUUGACAGCAAGGAUGUGGAAGGAUGGGGGUGUGGCUGCUGAUGCAGGUUAUGUUAUCUCUAACUUUUACUGGAAUUACGAGGGUACCUUCCCUUCCCUUACAAUUACACACACACACUCUGCUGCAUAACAAAGCAGCAGUAUCCUUUUCCUGCAAGCCCAAUAUUUUUGUAAGGUUAGACAUUAACAUUUGCAGGAUAAUUUUAAAUAUGAAGGGGCUUUCUUUUGUAGAUCUAAAAGUUAGCCUUCCACAGCAGUUACUCUGUAGCAGUUUCUACCACAUUCUUUUCAGAGGAACUUGUGCAAUUUGAAAGUUAAGUUGCACAGAAGGAAGCCACUGGGAUCCCUUUGUAUGAAAUUGUCUGAACAAGAAAUUACUGUGUUACCUGUUGUAAAUCCCUGUACCAUGGGAGCUUGUACAGAAGAUGACACUUCUGCUUUUAGGUCAGUGAGUCUUAACACUGCCUCUGUUUUUAAACUCUCAGCAUUCCAAGAAACAAAUAAUCAGAAACCACACAGUGUCAUUCAGUUUCUCUGCAGGGACGUUUCAAGUAUGAAAUACUUGAAAGUUUCCUAUAUAGGACAAAUCAGCUAACAUUUGUUCAAAAUGAGGAACCUCAAUAGAAGAUAGGUUUUUCUAGACAUUAAAUGUAGCAUGUGGCGAGGGUUGAUUAAUGCUGCUGGUGCAAAGCUAGCUGGACAAGAUUUUUGUAUCACAUUUUUCAGACAAGUAGAGAAACCAGUAUGAGCAGAACUGAACUGAACACAUGGGUCACUAAUUUAUUUUCUUUAUUUCCAUCUUGGAAGACUUGAUCCUAAAAACAUUUCAUUGAAUGGAAGUCCUACUGAUUUCAACAGAACCUUCUUGGAGCGUAAAUGCCUUUGAAAAUUCAUCAGGCUCACUUCCGAGUAAAUAGGCUUAGGAUUGUAAUUUCAAUAUUAAGGUUUGUUCAUCAUAUAUUUUGCACAUUUUAUAGCCCCCUUCUUGAAGAUAAUAUCGUGUACCUCUAAUAUUCAGUGUUAUUAUUUUCAUUUAAAAUUCAUAUUCAGUACCUAUGAAAAGAAGAUAAUGUUUUUGUUUUUUUUACCCUUUGCUUCUUUAAUUGCUGCAGUGCAUCAAAUCAUUUUUAUUGAAGCUUAGUUUCAGUUACACAUGCUGAUCAUUAAUGUUGUUCCUGGAGUAUUUUUUCCAUAGGAUGUCAUCCAGCUAGAGCUUCUUCCUGUUUAACUUUAGAUAUUAAAUUUGUGGAGGAAAUUGCAAGUAAUGUUUUAUUUUUUGUGCCAUGAAAUCAGCUCCUCGUGAAGAUUGUCUGGGCCAGUUUUGUUAAGAAAUUGAUAAGUGUCUAUAAACUGCACAGUCAGGUAUAGGUGAUCCCUGCUAAUUUUCUUUAAAUGUCCACCCAUGUUAUGGAGCCCCUAUAAAUCAUGAAGCAAUUGCUCUCAUGUCAUAAAUUGGCUCAGGAACUCCUAAUAUGGGACACAUUUUGUGGUUAAAUAAUUGAGCCUGUUCUCUUGUGGAUCCCCCCCUGCCCCUGCCACUAUUAGUUAAUGCCACAGCACCUUCUUUUAAAUUGUAUCUUCUCAUUUCUGUAAGAGGAAAAAAAUCUCUUUUUUUGUAGGUCUGCAAUGUAUUAAUGAAACUAUGUGACUGUUUCUGCGCAGCACAUUUAAUUUACGGAGAGUUUAUGUUCAUCUCAGGUUAAAGUUAUGCCUGCAGUUUAGAUGUGCAGAUGUUGCCCACAUUUUUUCUCUUUUUAGCACCUUAAAACUAAAAUAGGAUGAAUAACGGAUUGAAACCAGAGAAAAAAUGCACCAAAGGGGGCUAAAGGAAGCUGACUUUCCCACUUGCAGAAGGUGUCUCCACCUGAUUUUCAGGGAUCUCCUCUCAGCUAUCCCCACUCCCACCCCCAUGAUACAUCCCACUCCAUACAAUAGGGGCUGGGGGGCUGUCAGAAGAAAGAGGCAUAGCUGCCAAGUUCUCCCUUUUUUUAAGGGAAAUUCCCUUAUGCUGAAUAGGCUUCCUCGCGAGAAAAGGGAAAACUUGGCAGCUAUGGAAAGAGGGGCUAGAAAGUAAAUUUUUCUUUGGAUUCAACUCCAAAGUAUCUGCAGGCUGUUAAGCCAACUUUUCAGUGCUUAAUGCAUUGUACCUAUUAAAGGGCCUUCAGUUCAGAGCAAAGUCUCUGAAAAGCAGGUCCUUGCACCUGGACACUCAGAAGUCCCUGAUUUGUGUUAGGAAAAUGGAUAUUGUAAAUUCAGAUUAUAAUUCAAAAACAUCAAUUUAUGAUUAUUUCAAUUAGCAUUAAAGAAGAAGAAGAAUCUUGGAUCAUUUUUAGAAAUUGAUAUGAUUAAUCAGAAAAUCCACCCAUAUCUAUAUAAAAAAGGGCAUCUUCUGUCUGUUUUGGUUUUUGUCAUACAAAGUAACUGACUGUAAAAUUUGUUUAAUUAAAAAACUCAUCCCACUUUUUCCGAUCAAAAAUUAACCCAAAAUGGGUUCUGUUGUGUUUCUGCUUGUAGCUUUGAGAGCAGUGGCUUUGAUUUCAAGUGUGUUAGAUAUAAUAAAUAAAGAGGCCUUACUUUCUGUUAGGGAUAGUUUUCACAACUACGUUUUACAUAGAAAUGCAGUGUGAGGUGUAACAGAGAAGUUUUGCUUCUAAAUAGGACUUCAUACCAGGAGACGUCAGGUCCACUGCAUCCAGAAAUUUAAAAAGCUCUGACUGCCCAGCAGUAACUAAUCACUGUAUUUUGGAGUUACAGAAAACUCCAGUGAUUACCUUAACUAAUUGUUGGUAUCAAACAAAUGUUUCUACACUGUGAGUACAGUCCUCCAGGCACUUUGGUUGCAUAAUUUAAAUGACUGGAAGCUGAUUAGCAACUGUGCCUAGUGGACUUGGAUCCAUCCCCCUUAGGCCAAGCCCUAAACUGAUGUGCCUGUGUUGUGCAGGAAAGUUUACAUCAUAGCCAGGUCUCAAUCAACUGAGGGCUGUAAGGGUCUCCUCCAGCUAACUCUUUGAUGAACUGAUGCCAUUACAGCUUUAGGAUCACUUUGGAUGGAUUCUGACAUGAUGGUGCUCCCAUGAUGAUGACGAUGGUGAUUUUAGAAAUUGAUCCUUAAAUCUACAUUCUGGGUGUGAUCUAUAUAAGAUUUCCAGGAUUUAAGUGAACAGGAUCCUGUUGGACUCUGCUCACAAGAUUGUAGUCACAAGCUCCCAGUUCAAGACAUUUUUCUGGGACCACCAAAUGUUUCAGAAUUGACCUGCUCCCUCCGAUCUAUGCACAUUUUAUAGCAAGUAUGUUGAGAAUACACAGAACUCAGCUGUUAGUGUUGUCUGACAUUUUAUAUUCUGAUGUAGCCUGAGAGUGAAAGAACAGAAUACAAUGGAUACUUUUCCAAAUUGGGUUCCAUGUGAGCCUCCUCUUGUAGCCCUUGAAUAGCCCUGAGUUUGCUACAAGUUGAGUUUUUUUUUCAGGCCAGUCAUACAGAUAAGAUUGUACUGUAGCUCACCAAACAUUGUGAAGGGACUGGCUUUUGUUACAAACAAAUGCUUGUUGUUUCCUCACUAACAUAGGUAAAUUUGAGACCUAACUUUAAAGAGUAAUACGAACCUAUCUCGUAUUUACAGAGUGUUCUGACACCCUUUGGAGCCAGUGCCUAGUAAAAGGGCAUCAGCUGUUAACAGAAUAGUGCAAGCAACUGGCAGCUGCCCAAGCCACCUGUAUCACUGUGGAUCUGUGUGUGCUUGCAAGUGUUUCAUUGAAAAAGUGGUAAUGAGGUUGCAGCAGAUGGGAUGGCUAAGCAGCUACUCUUUGUGUGUGAUCCCUCCCUUCCUAGAGUGCUUAAACCUGAUGCCCUACCAGGAGAUGGAGUUGGUGGCAAUGAUUACUUGGGGAUUGGUGAAUGUGUAAUAGGGGCUUAUCUGUGGUUGGGAAGGUGGGAACAGAGAUGCAUCCAUAUAUAGAGACAACAAUGACCUUGUCUUGUACUCAAGUGGCAUGUAGUGCUGCUUGUCCUAGGGAUCUCCUGUGGAAGAUGGCAGAAUGUACUGCAAGGUAGAAUUCAGGAUUGUAUCUCUAGACCAUUUGGUCUGGUCUUUUAAUGGGGGAACUUGGUGAGAAAACAUUUGGAGCUGUCUCUUAUCACUGGAAAGAAACUAAGCACUUUGUUUUUCCUCAGUCUUUUUAGUACAGUCAAACCUCGGUUUACGUCUACCUCGGCGAGCAACCGCUUCAGUGAGCGACUGCCGCGGACUCGGAAGUGUUUACAUCCGGGUUCCGCGGCGUUGGAUGCGCAGAUGCGAUCUGCGCAGCGUGCACAGAAGUGCUCUAUCGGCGCUUUGCGCACGCACAGAAGCGUGCCUUCGGCGAGCAACCGCUUCGGCGAGCAAUCGCAUCCGCGGAAUGGAUUGCGGUCGCAAAGCGAGGUACCAUUGUACAACCAAUAGCUCGUUCCCACAAGUUUAUUGUGUAGGAAAUCUUUAAAUCAGGCAGAAAAAUGCAUCUCUCAAAAGAAGCUUUCCAGUACAAUAUAGAAAGAAUCACCCAUCUUGGACACUGGGAAACAAGAAUUCUUUGCUACAAAUUAAUGCAUUUUUCUGCCUAGGAUUUCUUUUCUUUCCCUCAAGACUCAGGUCUAAGUCACAUUUUACUUUAGCAGUGGCAGUGGAGGGGCAGUCCUCUAGUUGUUUUGCCACUGGCCCAGAUCAUGGGCAUUGGCCCUCAACCACCAUGCAAAUGAUCUCUGGAGUUUGUCUGGCUCAGUCAGAGGUUAUAUAAAAAUACAUUGCAAAUUGCUUUGCCUAAAUCCAGUUUUUUCUUUCAAAAUAUUGUACAACUUCCUUAGAUGAAUGAAGUUGUCUUGUAUCAUUCAACAUUGCUACAUCAGAAUAAAACACACUUUCAUGCUAAAGACACAAAACAAUAGAAGAGGGAAAUGAUUUGCCAAAAUCAGUUUAGCAUAGAAUGUAGAUGCAUAGGUAGAUUUCACAUAUAUCGCUAGAAGAAGCACAUAGAGCACACACAAGAUUCUGAUGCUGAUACUAAAUAGAUAAUCAUUUGUACUAAAGACAAUUCUCAAUUAGAGUUUGGGUGCUUCAGAUGUGCCACAUUUGUUACACAGAAAGCAUGUUUUGUGGCAUAUUUUCUGCACAAAAAAUGCUGUUACUAAACCUGCCUGGCCAGUUAAGCACAUAUGUACCUUUCACAAUUGAUGGCACCAGACAUGCAUUUUACCAUUUAUAAUUGGAUUCUUUUUGUAGCAGAGCAUUUUAAAAAUAAAGUACAAACACUUACUAAAAUAGAGUUCUAUUUGUGUCCAAAUUAACUUGGAAGUCUUUCAUUAGAAGUGAGUACAUUAAAUCUUGCAUUAGAAGUGAGUAAAUGUGUGAUUAUUUGGUCUGUGAGUAGAGUUUAUGGCCUAAAUCUUUGAAAACUGUUUCCUGGUAGUUGGAACAUAAUCUAGACCUUUUAAAGAGUAGCUCAUAGUUUUGAAAACUUUUCUGUUUAUAGCAAUAGCUAUCAGCCUUAAAAUACUGUUAUUUGUAGUUGUUUUUUUCCUUUACUGGCUUGCAAGAUUAAAUAUGAAUUUUGCUAUACAACAAGGAAAAUAUAGCUUAUAAGUACUAUGGAUUUCACCACUUUUAUAAGGAUAGUACUUGUCCACAAAAAUAUUUUCCAAAUGGCAUAGCUUUUUUUUUUUUUGAUGCCCGCCUUACCAACCUAUUGGCAAUUUCCAUCUUAAUGCAUAAUCUAUGCAAAUAUUUGUUAAUCUAAGAUGUGAAUUUAGUACAGUGCCUUCCUUUUGUGUUUUUUCAAAACAUCUGAAAUUAGGUAAUGUUGGACCAUAUAUAUAGAUAUUUGCACCUAGUUAUGUUUAUCAUUGACCCAGUACGAGAUUGGAUUAUUCUUUAUUAGACACAAAGGUCUUCAAGUGACUUACAAUACAUUUAAAAGUAAAAGGCCAGAUUCAACUAACUGGUCCCACCAGUGGAAGCCCACAAAAGGGCUUUCCCCUCUCUCCUCCUCCCUGUGCCCUCUCAAUUUGCCCUGUGGGGGUUGGGAGAACCCCCAGGACAGUGUAUGAGGAGAGAAGAGGGGAAAUUGUUCCACUGGGCAAGCAGAAAUGCUUGUGCUGACAAACAUUUGUACUUGUGCGCUAACAGAAUGUAUGUGGGAGCAAAUAUCGGCCACCAUAGUAGGUAAUACAGCACACAUACAAUCAAUCAUGCAGCCAGAGUGACUUUGUAUAUUACCUAAAAGUGUAGGAAGAGACGUCACACUUUUUGCUCUUUUCACUAACUCUGUAAUUUUGAAGGAGUAACUCGUACAUUUCUCAUGGAAAGAGGAGGUGGAGGAAUUGGCAGAGCUGUUCCUACUUUCUCUUCCAUUCUAUUCUCUUUUUCAAAUGUGCAAAGUCACCCUGGUAGUCUAAAUAAAUACAAUCUUUGCUUCAGAACAAAAUGGUGAGUCAUACUAGACAAAGCACCAGUUUCUCUGAAUCCUCUUUCCCUACUUUAAAAACCGAUCAUCCAGGCAGCAACAGCAGAAGAAAAUGCCUUCUGCCUUGCUCUCACAUCUGUGUUUGCUUUGCUUUCCUUCCCUCUUCCUGCUCCUCCCUGACAUUUUCCUGGGCCUGUUACGGUCAUGGCUCUGCUUUGCACUUUUAUUCUCAACUUUUAAAAUAAACAGGGAGGUGGCGGCAUCAGAAUUAAGGACUUGGUGACAGCAACUUUUGAAUUGCUCAGAUGGGCAGAGCUGUCAGAAGUGUGGAAAACCUGGAACCUGAGAAGUGUAAGGAAAUCAUGCUGGGUAUUAUGGGUGUGAUUUAGUGGAUGAAAACUUUCCCCUUGGUCCCAAAUUUGGGUACCAGGAAAUACCAUGGGAAUGGGACCUCUCUGUAUUUAGGACCAGUGUGUAAGCUCUCUACCUCACUGCACGGCAAUCCUGAAUCCCUUCUAAUUUGUACAACUAGGAAAGAAAUUUACAGGGUAUAGUAAAUAGACAAUCUGGAAUGGUUUGAUACUAUGGUUGCCUAUGGUGCUUACACACUACCUUAGCUGCUUUGAUUGUAUUUUGAGAAAAUAAAAAGUGCAUGAGUGAGACACGUGCAUGCUCUUAAUAUAUUGCUGUUGGUCACAGUCCUCUUAUUGUGAUGCUAAUAAUUUUGCAGUUUAUAAAAUCUGGUUGUUUGUACUGUGGUAUACAAAACUGUAAGGAAGUUUUUGUUUUUAAGCACUCUGCCUGGCGCGGGGGGGGGGGGGGCGGGGAGCGGAUGUUUGAGAGUUUCUCAAGCUUUAGAGAACUAUUCCCUACCUUCCCAAAAUUUUAGAUCUCACAAGAAAGACCUGCAUGCAUGUCCAGCCUUCCAUACACAGUUUUACUUAAUUGGUACCCACGUGCAAAUUAGCUCAAUUGUGCAACUGCAUUGUGAUGUGUGUUCUCCAGUCCCCAUCCACAGUGAUACAGGAGAUGUAAUAGAAGAACAUAGUGGCCCUAAUCUGGAGCCUUGCCUAAGAUUACAAUCCUACACAUGUGCACUGGGGAAUAAGUACCAUAGAAAUCCAUUGGCCCUACUAAGUAUACAUGAUUUGGAUUGUUUUUAUAGCCAGGGUAAAAUAAGUUAUAUGUAUUGGGCCACAGCUCUUUAAGUCCUGCUGAGAUUAAUGGGAUUUAAGGACAACUUCUUCUGUACCGAAAUUGCAUAUCUUUAUGAGAAUCAGUAGUUUGAUGUGAGCAGGUUAAUCCAAAUACUAUCUCUAGUUCAAUUUCCGUACACCAACUAAAAUAACUUACAAUGAUUUGGGCAGUAGUAGGGAAGAACAAGUUAACCUUUAUCUUUCUCCCAUCUCUGCUCAGAAGCUUGCCCUUCCUGCAGCUGUUUGCCCAUCUAUGGGGGCAGAUACAGAGUUGUGUCAGUACCUAUUAAGUGCAGCGAAAUUUGUCUUGUGUGUGUGCUAUCACACUUAGUUGCUUUUGGCAACUAAACCUGACCAUCAGGUCAUAGUCUGAUGGUAGAAUCUGUAGAAAGAUAGCACAAGGCUAUAAAUUCAGGUAUUGGGGAUGGGGAUGGAAAUGCAAGUCUGCGAUUGUGGUGUUGGCACAGUCUGGAAUGUGAUAGAGAUAAUGCCAGCACUACUUUUGAAAGUGGUUUUUAGGGAAAUAUUUAGUGAUGAAUACUGACACGUUCUUUGGAGGUUCCUCAUGUGCUCUGUGUUGUCAGUGGCAUUUCCUAUUCUGUAAUAGUGCCUCAGAUGUUGGUUGUGUGGUUAAAAAAAUAAAUCUCAUGUCCCAGGGACAUGCAGCUUCCACUAGCCAUAAAAAGGCCUGGCUUACAUACAUAGUGGGGAGAAAGUUCUGAUUCAUAUUGAAUUCAUUCACUUCAUUCCAAAAAGGACUUUAAAAGGUUUGAAGAACUCCGGUGUAAACUGAAGUGUUCUGCAUUUUUAAAGAAGUUUUAUUGCUUGUAAUAAUCAAGGUUUCUGGGAACAGGCCUAGAGCCCAUCUUUCUGAUCACCGGCAACUGUCUUGCUUUUCCUAGCACAAUGUUUACCAGGUGGGGUGGAAUGCAAGAUGGCAAGGGAACAAAGCUUGCGUACAAUAGUCAAUUUUGACGUUUUAUUGUCACCUAUUUAUGAAUUUAUAAAAUAAAGAAGUUUAUUUUUAAAAACUAUGAAACCUACUUUUUUGUAAAUUUUAGCAAAGUCUGUAGCAAAUGCAUUGUAAUGUGUAUAAUAAAAAUGAGCAUUUGGCUAA
Molecule: messenger RNA, 9559 nt
Organism: Zootoca vivipara (common lizard)
Lineage: Eukaryota; Metazoa; Chordata; Lepidosauria; Squamata; Lacertidae
Gene: RAB43
Product: RAB43, member RAS oncogene family
Molecular function (GO): GTP binding; GTPase activity
Source: RefSeq, a predicted model, not a curated record